Uranotaenia lowii is the source of this 1581-nucleotide messenger RNA. Its product is annotated as leucine-rich repeat-containing protein 15-like. Lineage: Eukaryota; Metazoa; Arthropoda; Insecta; Diptera; Culicidae. Bases 84 to 1562 code for a protein of 492 amino acids. The transcript is spliced from 2 exons. Gene Ontology annotation, cellular component: extracellular matrix. The record is from RefSeq and is a predicted model, not a curated record. Gene Ontology annotation, molecular function: protein binding.
UGAAUCCAUUCGUACUGAUAAGGCCGCCAGUAAUCGCUGUCAGUCGUGAGAAUAAAAUCAAAUGUAUACAAAACAGUAAGUUAAUGAUAGUGUUCAAAAUGACAACGUCUUUCUGGUACUUUUUCUUGAUUGGCCUCUGCAUUCUGGCACGGAUCAUCGAUGGACGGCGGGAGAUUAAAUUCAAUUGCACCCUGACGGCAAACUAUUAUGACUGUUUGUUUCGCGAUGUCAUCAUAAGGAGUGAAUCGGAAGCGGACAGCAUAUUUUUCGGCGAGCAGAACUUCAACGACACCAGUAUUGCAUUUCGAGACUGUUCGAUGGUGGUGUUGCCAAAGAAAGUGUUCGAAACAUUUCCGGCCAUCCAAUAUUUGUCGAGCGACGCAUGUAAUAUUCAGAAAUUGUUGAGUGGAACCUUUGCCAAUGCACAGAGACUUCAGGAGCUCCAUUUGUAUAAUAACAAGAUCUCGAAGUUGAAUAAUUUUGUCUUCAACGGGGCCCUUCAGUUGGAAAUUUUAUCGCUCUAUAAUAAUACCAUCAAGUAUUUGGAAGAACAUGCUUUCGAUGGGUUGGGACAUCUGAGACAGCUUUAUAUGGAUGAUAAUAUGAUAGAAAAACUACCGGAAAGCUUGUUCUCUGGACUGGAAGAAUUGCAAAUUUUGGAGCUUCAGAAUAAUAAAAUCAAGGAAAUCAACGAUGAUCAAUUCAUUCUUUGUUCGAUGCUACGAGAGCUGAAUCUAUCGUCAAAUAUGAUUAACACAUUCAACAUGUCCCAACUUACCGGACUGAAUAAGCUAGAAAUAUUGGAUAUUGGAAAAAACUAUCUGGAUGAAGUAUUUGUCACCAAAUAUCUCCGAACACUCAAUGCUCAGGAGAACCAGGUCAGUAAAAUUCUUAUGGAUCAAGGUGAUUUUUUUCAACUCACACAUCUAAACCUAUCACGAAACAACAUCGCAAACAUAAACAACAUUUUCAAGUUUCGCAACCUAAUUGAGCUUGAUGUGUCGUACAAUGAGCUAAUUACGCUUGAUUUUGUUAUUUUCGCAUUCAUGAAAAACCUAAAAGACAUCAAACUGAACAACAACCACCUGUGGAUAAUCGACAAUGGAAUACCAGCCCCGGCCAAAUCACUCCGCACGCUCAAUUUGGCCCACAACAAGUUCCUAUUUAUAGAUCUGGUCGUGUUCGAUACAUUUCCUGCUCUCGAGAAUAUUUACCUCCAUGGAAACGAGCUAAUCGAUAUGCGUAUCGAAGACGUGGAACAGAACUUUCCGUAUCUCUCUUUGGUUUCCACCGACAACAAUGACUGGGACUGCAUCAAUCUGAUGAACAUCGUGACAACGCUGGAACGGUCUUACGUCAAAUGGUCCACCGGGAAUCGCAACUGCACCAAACCCGAACAGCACAAAUUCAUUUGCUGCACCUCGACGGAACAUCACCUGAGGGAAAAGAUUGUCCGGCUCACCAAGGAAAUUUACAAGUCCCGGAAAAUGAUCAAACAACUUAUCAUGGAAAACGCCGAACUGCGGACGGAAGUGGAAACGCAAUUCCUGCCCACGGAUUAGAAUCUGGCAUAUGUUGCUG